AUGGCAUCGGCGUCGAGUGUAGCAUUCAUCACUGGCGGUGCCUCCGGCAUGGGCCUAGCCCUGGUCGAGCGACUCGUGUCCGACGGAUGGAACGUUGCGAUCUUCGACUUCAACGCCGCGGCGGGGAAGAAGGUCCAGGAGAGGCUAGGUGGGAGCGGCCAGGUGCUCUUCAUCCAGGGAAAUGCCAUCAGUUACGAUGACCAGGCCCAGGCUUUUGUGAAGACCUGGGAGAAAUGGGGACGUCUUGAUCUCGUCUGGGGCAACGCGGGUAUUGGUGACCGCAUUGAAUUCUGCAGUCCCGUACCCGAGGGACCCAACGGUGCACCACCCCGUCCAGACACCUUAGUCGUUGACAUCUGCCUGUACGGGGUGAUCUGGACGGGGUAUCUCGCGCUGCAUUUCUUCCGGAAAAAUCCGUCCAAAGCCGGCAAGUUGGUCUUCACCAGCAGUCUUGCUGGCGUGUAUCCUGCAGCUCCAGUGCCGCUUUAUGGCGCUGCGAAACAUGGUGUAAUAGGGCUCAUCCGCUCAAUGGCGAAGCGCCUGCAGGAGAUGGGCGAACCCAUCACGGUCAACUGCGUCUGCCCGGGCCUGGUCGCCACGCCGCUGGUGAGCCAGAAACUGGUCGACGCCAUGCCCAAGGAUAUGAUCACGCCCGCGGACACGGUGGUGCGGGCGAUCUUGCAGUUCGUAGCCGAUGCCAGCAUCACAGGGCAAGCGGCCGAGUGCAGCGGAACGGAAAUCCACUAUCGCCCGGUCCUCCCGUACAGCAAUCCUGCAGCGGAGUAUAUGGUCGAGGCCAAGUAUGCCAGUUUGGUCGAUAAGGAUGAGAUGAUGCAGGACAGCGCGGAGAAGGGGAAGUUGCUGGAUGCGAUGGCUUCCGCUUCAGAUCGGGAUGGUAUCGGAGCGACGUAG
Messenger RNA from Fonsecaea erecta, 912 nucleotides. RefSeq lists its product as hypothetical. Gene Ontology annotation, cellular component: cytoplasm. Lineage: Eukaryota; Fungi; Ascomycota; Eurotiomycetes; Chaetothyriales; Herpotrichiellaceae. Gene Ontology annotation, molecular function: oxidoreductase activity, acting on the CH-OH group of donors, NAD or NADP as acceptor. The coding region runs from base 1 to 912 and encodes 303 amino acids. The transcript has 5 exons. The record is from RefSeq and is a predicted model, not a curated record.